Molecule: messenger RNA, 3638 nt
Organism: Mauremys reevesii (Reeves's turtle)
Lineage: Eukaryota; Metazoa; Chordata; Testudines; Geoemydidae
Gene: KATNB1
Product: katanin regulatory subunit B1
Exons: 20
Coding region: 514-2487 (657 amino acids)
Biological process (GO): microtubule depolymerization; microtubule severing
Cellular component (GO): katanin complex
Molecular function (GO): microtubule binding
Source: RefSeq, a predicted model, not a curated record
CUGGACUAUGGUACCGCCAGGUGCCCAGGCCCCGCUAGGCGAUCCGUGCGGAGCUACUGGGGGAAGCGGUAGAUGUGGCUCCUCCCCCAGUGAGGGGUUUGGGGGCUGCUGGCGUGGACGGGCUGUCGCAGGGAGUCACCAGGAGGAGGGCGAUUCUUAGCACGCUGCCCUCCCUGGCACCCUUGGCCGAGGGGAGGCUUGUAAACAUGCUCUCCUGAGCCCCACCAGAGAGGAGCGGGCAGAUGCUAGGGCAAAUAUCGCAGUGAUCUGGAUCAAGACUAAAUCAGAACUCAAGAUCUGGCCUGUUGAUUGGAGGAAACUGACCACUGUUCUGGAUACAAUUGAAUAAGCAUUUUGAAAGGAAUUUCAUUAGCCUGAAUGUGUCUGAACAGAUCAAACAGCAGAAACUGAGGCCUGGGGGGUUGAGCCCCACACAAUUCAGCAAAGUGAACCUUUGUUGGAAGGAAAGGGGGCACUUUUUCAGUGGCCAUCAGAAAAGAACUGAAUAAGGAAAUGGCAGCUUCUGUUGCCACCAAGACAUCUUGGAAGCUGCAAGAGAUCACAGCUCACAGCAGCAAUGUGUCCUCGCUGGUUCUGGGCAAAAGUUCAGGUCGGCUGCUGGCAACUGGUGGAGAGGACUGUCGGGUCAAUAUAUGGUCGGUUAACAAGCCCAACUGCAUCAUAAGUUUGACAGGCCAUACAACACCAGUGGAGAGUGUGAGGAUCAAUACAAAUGAAGAGCUCAUUGUUGCAGGAUCCCAAUCAGGGUCCAUUCGAGUUUGGGACCUGGAAGCUGCCAAAAUUCUUCGUACGUUAAUGGGCCACAAAGCAAAUAUCUGCAGCCUUGAUUUCCAUCCGUUUGGAAGCUUUGUAGCUUCGGGGUCCCUGGACACUAACAUCAAGCUCUGGGAUGUAAGAAGAAAAGGCUGUGUCUUCAGGUACAAGGGUCACACGCAAGCAGUUAGGUGUCUCCGAUUUAGUCCUGAUGGGAAGUGGUUAGCGUCCGCUUCAGAUGAUCACACUGUAAAGCUGUGGGAUCUGGCGGCUGGGAAGAUAAUGUUCGAGUUUACAGGACAUACAGGCCCAGUAAACGUUGUUGAGUUCCAUCCCAAUGAAUACCUUUUGGCCUCCGGCAGCGCUGACAGGACAGUCAGAUUCUGGGAUUUGGAGAAGUUUCAAGUGGUGAGCUGCAUUGAAGAAGAGGCCACUCCUGUCAGGUGUGUUCUUUUCAACCCAGAUGGCUGCUGCUUGUAUAGCGGCUACCAGGAUUCGCUGCGUGUGUAUGGCUGGGAGCCUGAGCGCUGCUUUGAUGUGGUCUUGGUGACCUGGGGAAAAGUGGCUGACUUAUCUAUCUGCAACAACCAGCUGAUAGGGGUUUCCGUCUCUCAGAGUACAGUCUCUUCGUUCGUUGUGGACCUCAGCAGAGUCACAAAGUCUGGCUCUGGUCUUCAUGGACCGAUCAAAGAUGAUAGGCCUCUGGCUCAGCCCACCCCCACAGGCUCCUCCCUUCGACGCAUCUAUGACAGGCCAUCAACUACCUGUAGCAAGCCCCAAAGAGUGAAGCACAAUUCGGAGAGCGAGAGGCGCAGUCCCAGCAGUGAAGAUGACCGGGAUGAGAAGGAAUCAAAGGCUGAGAUCCAGAAUCCAGAGGAUUACAAGGAGAUCUUCCAGCCCAAGAAUUCCAUCACUCGAACUCCACCACGAAAGAGUGAGCCCUUCCCAGCCCCUCCCGAGGAUGAGCCUGUCAUCGUAAAGGAAGCAGCAAAGCCCAACCAAGUUGUGGACAUUCAGACCCCACUGCCAAACCAAGAAAACCCUGACCUGGUUCAGAGGCCACCAAUAGCCUCCUCGACGCCUGUGACCAGAGCAGAGCCAUCAGUGAUUCCUGCAGCCAGGAAUGCGCCCAUUGGGCUGAAGGCCUCUGACUUUCUGCCAGCUGUGAAAAACCAAAGCCAAUGUGAGAUAGUGGAUGAGGAAGCCAUGUCCCAGAUCCGUAAGGGCCAUGAGACUAUGUGUGUGGUGCUCACCAGCCGCCACAAGAACCUGGACACAGUGCGAGCGAUAUGGACCACUGGUGACAUCAAGACAUCUGUGGAUUCUGCUGUGGCCAUCAAUGAUCUCUCUGUUAUAGUGGACCUACUGAACAUUGUCAACCAGAAAGCGUCUCUCUGGAAACUGGAUCUGUGUACUAUAAUCCUGCCUCAGAUAGAGAAGCUCCUUCAAAGCAAAUAUGAAAGUUACGUACAGACUGGCUGCACCUCCUUAAAGCUGAUUCUCCAGAGAUUCCUGCCACUGAUCACUGACAUCCUUGCUGCACCGCCGUCUGUUGGGGUGGACAUCACAAGAGAAGAGAGGCUCCAUAAGUGCAAACUGUGUUACAAGCAGCUGAAGAAUAUCAGCAAUAUCAUCAAGAACAAGUCUGGACUGAGCGGCCGCCAUGGCAGUGCCUUCCGUGAGCUUCACCUCCUCAUGGCUGUCUUUGAGUAACAGCUGCCUCCUCCUCCACACAUGCAAACACACAGGUUCACUUAGUUCCAUCUGUCUCACUCCGUGUCCAUCCCUGUUCCCCAGAUCACAGCAGGGAACUGAGGUCCCCACUGGCUAGCCGGCUGCCUGCCCCACCUCUGGUGCCUUAGGAGCUGAAUUGAAAACCUGAUUGGAGGUGUCUGUCCUACAUGUGGGAGGGGCCUGGCUGGACGAGGACGCUGCAGCAGAGCUCACACCUUUCUACGGUUCUUAUGUGGAGCAAACUGAAGUUCAGCUCUCCAUAGAACUUUUACCCAGCUCUUUCUCUGCUAGACUGUCUCCCCGGGGUGGGGCUCAGAAUCUGCCUUCUCCCACUCCCAUACUCAUCAUCAGCACACUUGUUACGUGACCACUCCAGCCACGGAGAGACUGUGGAUCAGACCAGCUGGAACACUUGAGUCUGGACCUGAAGGCCUGCUCUGUUUUUCCCUUCACAGUGAGAUGAGCGAUGGAAUCCCUUUUCCAGGAGUUUCCAUCUGCUUGGGUAUUGCCAGUGCAGCACUGCAGAAGAGCUGGCUCUGGGCAGAGUGCCCUUUUCCUAGGGCAUGGACAUGGCUAGUGCUUUUUUACUGGCAUUUGGGACCGGCCCCUUCCUUGGUGAAUUGUUACAGAGGGUUUGAGCCAGGACAUCUCUCGGCACUAGUCCUGCUGGUGUCGCCCCUGACGUCUCAAGACCCCGUUUCCAGGGGAGGCUGUCUUGCAGCCUGCCUGAUAAGGGGGGUUCUUAAGAUCCCUGUUGGUGGCUCUGGGCUGUGUAGCUUUAGUUAUGUUAAAAUCGAACUAGGAGUAGGUGGGGAUGGGGCCGACAUGAUCUGUUUGUAAAUGGGACUUAGCCAGGACUUGCCCUGUGUUUUUGCCUUUGGGGAGGGUUUUGAGCUGGGAGGGUGCGGGCGGGUGAGAGGCAAAUGGACACAGACCAACCUCUUGCUGCACCCAUUGGACUCUUAGAGAUUUUUCAAUAAAUGACUGUCAGAACCGUUGUCCAUUCUUGCUUCUUUCCUGAAGGGAAGGAGGCUCCUGUGCUGAGGGCUCCCUCCCCACCAUUCAUACACUGGAGCCUGCUGUUCAGGAAAUUAACUUAUAAUGAAUUUUAUUAAAAGAUUUGUAACUUA